Messenger RNA from Formica exsecta, 984 nucleotides. RefSeq lists its product as uncharacterized. Bases 1 to 984 code for a protein of 327 amino acids. The record is from RefSeq and is a predicted model, not a curated record. NCBI's taxonomy places the organism in Eukaryota, Metazoa, Arthropoda, Insecta, Hymenoptera, Formicidae. The transcript has a single exon.
AUGACCGAUAUCCUUAACAUUGAAGGCGAGUCGGUCUUUGACGAUCGUAUCGUCAAGAUCGAGACUCACACGUACAACCCGUACGCCAACACGAUGUUUGAGCACAGCGACGAGAUACGAAUACCCAUACAACAACAGGAUCUGUAUACGUUGCCGUAUGAGAGUUUUCUAUACAUCGAGGGAAAACUAGCGAUAAACGAACCGGCUGAAGGAUCUAAUGUGGUACUGGGAAAUAAUCGCGUUGCGUUCAUGUUCGAUGAGAUUCGAUACGAACUCGACGGUGUGGAGAUUGAUCGUAACAGAAAUGUUGGAAUAACUAGCACACUCAAGAACUAUGUAACGGUAUCAUCCAAUAGAACCGUGAUUAUGAGGAACGCCGGCUGGGAUGCGCAGACUAACGAUGAGAUCCGAUACGAACUCGACGGUGUGGAGAUUGAUCGUAACAGAAAUGUGGGAAUAACUAGCACACUCAAGAACUAUGUAACGAUAUCAUCCGAUAAAACCGUGAUUAUGAGGAACGCCGGCUGGAAUGCGCAGUACGCAUUAACAGAUAACAAUAAUGCGAAUGGAUACUUCAAUUUUUGCGUACCGCUCUACAUGUUAUUGGGAUUUUGCGAGGAUUACAGACGCGUGGUGAUUAACGCUCGUCACGAGUUGAUCUUAAUACGAUCGCGCAACGACAACAAUUGUCUGCUUGGAAAUUUGGCACUGGAGCCUGUGAUCGAUAUAUUCAAGAUACAAUGGCGAAUGCCACACGUGGUAUUGAACGAGAUCAACAAGCUGUCGAUACUGCGUGCUUUGGAAAGCGGACGAUACCUCAGCAUGGGUUUCCGCUCGUGGGAUCUGUACGAAUUUCCGCUAUUGCAGCGUACAACCAAGCAUUCGUGGCCCAUUAAGACCGCGACUCAUUGUCAGCUGGAGAAACCGCGAUACGUUGUCUUCGCUCUGCAGAUAGGCCGGAAGAACGUCAUGUCGUUGAUAUAA